AUGGAGGAGAAUCCGAACGCGAAUGGCCUCGAUGAUAGCAAGGAGCUCUACUUCGGAGAGCCAGCCAUCACUGGCGUCCCCGAUGUCCCUGAUGUUGCCGAUGUCACUCAGACGGAAUCGGCUCACCCGAAGCUGGCAGACAUUGACGGUAUACACCCCCUCUUCUCCAGGACCAUGGGGUCUAGCUUCAAGGGCAAGAUCCCGGACCGAACGUCUUUGCAGAGGACCAAGAGCUUCAAGACGGGUCUCAACCGAACCCUCAGACCGACGUACUCAGAUCACGACAUCGUGAGCUUCGGUCCCGACAACAGGGAGUUUUUCAUCCCUCCCCACCUCCUUGAACGCGAUGUGGACCUUCUGUGCGGGAACCUGCUAGUGAACCUGGGAACAAGGGCGAGGAGCACAUAUGUGAACUUCUGGUCGAGCUUGUGCGAGGAUGGGAUGAAGUUUUCCACCAACGAAUCAGCGGAAGCUACAAGAACGCUCAGUAUUCAUGACAUUGAGUUGGUUUUUGGAAAGAAUGGAAUCAACUACGACAGAUCAGGUUCAGGCCUUUUACAACGAGCAAGGCACGAGGGAAUCAUGGAGGAACUGCAAGACAACGAGUUCGUGAUCGAGACGACGAAAGUCGGACUGUUCCAGGGUCAGUUGAUUCGUUUCAAAGCUCAGACAGCAAAAGAAGCUGACGACUGGCAGUUUUCCAUCAGCUGGCUGUUGCUGGCCUCUAGCGAGAUCCUGCAGGAAAGGAAACGGGCGAGCACUAUCUCCCGCUUGCGCCUCAAGCUCAAGUGGAUCUACAUGUCCAACGCUUCUCAGUACCUGUGGGCUGCUCUGAUCUUUGUGAACUUCUUCAUCGAUGUGAUCAGGACGCAAGUGCAGCCUGAAGACGGAACUGCCCUUUUCAGGACGUUCGAUCAGUUCGACAGCGCGAUCUCCCUCAUCUUUGCGUUUGAGCUCACGAUCAACAUCCUGUCCAACUGGUUCUGGGAGUUUGUGUCCGACGGGUGGAACUGGUUCGAUACAACCGUCGUGCUCGUCAGCCUGAUCGCAGAGUAUGGCUCGUCCUCCAACGGGGUGAACACUCUUCGUCUGCUGAGAGCCUUCAGAGUCUUUCGCCUGUUCAGGCGGUUGCGAUCUAUCAGGCAGAUCAUCGUGUCCUUGAAUGCUGCGAUUCCAGCAAUGACCAACGCGUUUGUGUUGGUGCUGUUGGUGACUUCAAUCUACUCCAUCCUCGGGGUUCGUUUCUACGGUACUGUCAUGCCUGACUACUUUGACAACUUCGGAAUGGCGAUGUUCACAAUGUUUCAGGUCAUGACAGGCGACGCCUGGUCAGACAUUGCCCGGCAGUUGUUCGUCCUCGUUCACAACCCCGUUGCAGUCACCAUCUUCUUUGUCAGCUUCCAACUCAUCGUCUCCAUGGUGUUGGUACAAGUAGUCAUCUGUGUGCUGUUGGAAGAGUUCAGCAAGGCUGCAGAAACUCCGAUAUCGCAUUCUUCCUUCGCAGGGAGCUCGGACGUCCUGUCAAAAUACCGGCCGUUCCUCCCCAUCGUCAAUCGGCUGAUUCAUUGCAACGAUCAGCAAGAUCUCGAUAGGCUGAUUUCUGCUCUGUGGUUCCAUGUUGUGGCCAACGGGCUAGAGCAAGAGACACAAAAGGAGGAUUUCGUAUGCGAGAAUGUCAAGUUGAGCAAGCAGGAAGUUCAGGGAGGUCUACUGAGCCUGGCCUGCCUGCCUCCUCUGUUCCUGACGGACCAGGGAUGGGAGGAUAUCGUGGUGAAGGAGGAUCUGUGUGAAGAGGACGACCUGUUGAGUUAUGAAGGCUUCCAACAGAUUCUCUACAGCUCCAUGAAAGAAUAUCAGAUGCAGCAACUCUCCAUGGCCCUCCGGUCCCCAGCUGAGUUCUGGACGCGCGAUCAAAUCAUCGCAUGCAUGUUGUCGUUGAAGGGAGUGAUGUUGGACCUCUCGUUGGUAUCGAGGAGGAUGGUAACACGAGACAAGAGCAGCCGGCGAUGCUCCAUGAAUGGCGGAGAGGAUCUGCUGUUGAACAAGGGCGAUCCGUUUGACCUCAGUCACGCUCAUGACACCUCCUCCCUCAAGUUUGUCCACUUGUCAAACGUGCCGAGCGCUUCGAGAUUCCGACUUGAGACAGAACGAGCGCUCUCGGGCAAGGAGGUGAAAGAUUGA
Molecule: messenger RNA, 2181 nt
Organism: Guillardia theta CCMP2712
Lineage: Eukaryota; Cryptophyceae; Pyrenomonadales; Geminigeraceae
Exons: 4
Coding region: 1-2181 (726 amino acids)
Biological process (GO): monoatomic ion transport; transmembrane transport
Cellular component (GO): plasma membrane; voltage-gated sodium channel complex
Molecular function (GO): voltage-gated sodium channel activity
Source: RefSeq, a predicted model, not a curated record